AUGGCCAACCGACCCAAGGAGAACUCUCCUCCAGGACCAGAUCCUGUUGAUGAUCAAGAUGAAGAAGAGGAGAAUCCUCAUGUCUCACCCCGAGAGUCCACUCCUCCAAGAUCUCCAACUCCACCAGAAUCUCCCAAACAGGUCCUCAUUCCAACCCCACCCCCAUCUCCAAAAACUACCAAAGUUCCAACUCCACCUCCAUCACCGAAACAGAAAGCUUUACUUUCUGCUCCUACUGAUAUUCCACCCAUUCUUACAGAAACAACAUCUUUACCCACCUCAUCUCUAAUUACCUCUACUAUACCCUUAUCCACUCCUCUUAUAACCGAAUCAAUAACCACUACCAUUCCCAACAUCAACGUGGAAGUUAAUGUAUCUGAUACAGGGGCUACUUCUGUGACUGAUACUCCGGUUAUAAAUAUACCACCAUCCCCAACCCCAUCCUCUGCUUCUGGUGCUACUCUUGGAGGAGAUGAUGAGGAUUAUGAUUCUCUUUAUUACAGUCCUUAUCGAAUUCCAACUGAAAAUGAUGCUGAUGCUCCUGUCACAAGUCAACAUAUACAGGACAUUCAUGACAAGUUAGAUCGACUGCUUGCUGAUAGUAAAGCUUAUGGUAGUGUUGUUUUAAAAGCUUUCUUGGAGACUGCUAUUAAGCAAUAUACAGAUGCGAUUGAUAGAUCGACAGAAGCAGUUGACAAGUCUGCAUCUUCCUGUGCGAAGGCUACAAAAGAAGUUUCUGAGGUUGUUCACACAACUCAGAUUUUUCUUGAUUCUCUGAAGUCUCAUGCUGACACUAAUCAAGCCAAAUUCCAAUCUUCGGUGGAUUCCUUUUCUAAAACUCUUCAAGAUGAAACCACCAAGUUUGAAGCUCUUCGUACGGAACUUAAAACAGAAUCAACAUCUUUUCUCCAAUCUAUGGAUUCUCGUUUUGUUUCUCUUGCUGUUGAAAGUACGUUGAAGGAGGACUUGAUCAAACAUCAAGCCACUAUCGAUAUACAGAAAGUUCAGCUGGCUCAGGCAGAAAAGGAAAUUUCUCUGUUAAAGACUCAAAGGGCUGUGUAUCAAAGUUGUGCUGGUGAUGUCAAAGCUAUGUUGACAACUCUACUUGCAGCUCAUGAUCCCUUCUUAACUUUAACCAUCCAGAAGCAUCUUCAGUCCAAACUUCUUCCUGCUAUUGCCAUUCUGAGUGAAAUGAUGGGUGUUUCGGAGAAAGUUGUUCUUCCGAAACAAGGGGGAGAGGAGAGUGCACAUCUGAAGUCCAAGACAGAAUCGAAGGUUAAUUUAGCUUCGGUUUCUGGGAAGCAAGUUCAAAUUGAAAGUGAUAGUGAUACUGAGGAGACUAUUGCUGAAGCUCUUCAAAGAAAGAAAAGGGACAGAGAGCUCAAUGAAACGAUGAAAGUGGACAGAGAGGCAGAAGAGAAAGCAAGGAGGAAUAAGGAAGAAGAGGAUGCCUUGAAAUGCAAAAAGACUCUGUUUCCAGAAUGGGACAGAGAUACACUUAUCAAUCAGGCGAUUGAGUUUCCUUCUGUCUAUUGGUUGGAACCAGUUGCUUCGUUUGACUAUGAUAACUCCAGAGACUUACAGUUCGACAUGCCUAUUACAAGAAAAGCAUUUACCUUUCAUUUCUUUGAUGUUACUGCUAAGUUUCCACAUCCAAAUCUGAAGGUUGACAGAGAAUUGAUCGAUUUCUAUUUAAAGAAUGGUCAACCGCAGUACUUGACUUAG
Messenger RNA from Lactuca sativa (garden lettuce), 1725 nucleotides. NCBI's taxonomy places the organism in Eukaryota, Viridiplantae, Streptophyta, Magnoliopsida, Asterales, Asteraceae. The record is from RefSeq and is a predicted model, not a curated record.